AUGAGCCAACAGACGCUUGAAGCAAUUCGCUUCGAUAAAGAACAGAAUACCUUAAAGAUCUUGGAUCAACUUCUACUCCCUUAUUCAACUCACUAUAUUGACAUCGAAUCUAUAGAUGAUGCGUUCAGUGCCAUCAAACUAAUGCAGGUCAGAGGAGCACCAGCAAUUGCCAUUGUUGGAGCAUUUGCUGUCACUGUCGAUAUCUUGAGGAAUCUUGAGGCCAACAAGAGUCGUACUAUUGCUGAGUUGGUGGAAAGAAUCGACUACUUGGUGACUUCAAGGCCUACUGCCGUCAACCUUUCGAAUGCUUUGAAUGAGCUCAAGGAGUUGCUCAGGAGCGGUUUCAAAGAAACUGACACUGUCAACGAGGCGGCUUUUGAUGUCGUCAAGAAGUACUCAGUCGCUCUACACGAGGGCGACUUGGAUAACAACUAUAAAAUUGGUGAUAACGGUGUGAAGUACAUUGCUGAGACAUUGAAGAAGCAGAACUUUAAGGGCCCCUUCUCCAUUCUUACUGUCUGUAACACGGGUUCUUUGGCUACUUCUGGCCAUGGAACAGCUUUGGGUAUCAUAAGAUCAGUUCAUGCUCAGUUAGGUAAGAGCUCUGGAAAUGACUUUUGGUUUGAUCAAGUCUACCCAUUAGAGACUAGACCAUACAACCAGGGUGCAAGAUUGACCACUUAUGAGCUCGACUAUGAGAAGAUCCCAUUUACUUUAAUUUGUGAUAACAUGGUUACCUCACUCAUUUCUUCCUUGUCAAAGAAGAGAAGCAUCAAAUCAUCGUCUGCUCCAGUGAAGUUCAUCAUUGUUGGUGCCGACCGUGUGGUGAAGAAUGGUGAUUCUGCGAACAAAAUUGGAACAUACCAAUUAGCUGCUAUUGCCAACUACUUCAACCUGAUUUCUACGCAAGAGGACGAGAAAAUAAAGUUCAUCGUUGCAGCUCCAAACACUACUGUCGACCAUAAAACUGCUACAGGUGACGAUAUUGUAAUUGAAGAACGUCCUUCGCAUGAGCUCACGACUUUGGAGGGCCCUCUUGUGAAGAAAGAUGGCACUGUUGGAGAGAAGAACGUAGUUGGAAUUGCCACUCCCGGAAUCCAAGUGUGGAAUCCAGCUUUCGAUGUGACUCCACAUGAGCUUAUAGAUGCAAUUGUUACGGAGGAUUAUCCGGUCCACGAGAAGCGUGAUGGCGAAUUCUCACUUUAG
Messenger RNA from Candidozyma haemuli, 1206 nucleotides. RefSeq names its product S-methyl-5-thioribose-1-phosphate isomerase. Bases 1 to 1206 code for a protein of 401 amino acids. The record is from RefSeq and is a predicted model, not a curated record. Gene Ontology annotation, molecular function: S-methyl-5-thioribose-1-phosphate isomerase activity. The transcript has a single exon. Lineage: Eukaryota; Fungi; Ascomycota; Pichiomycetes; Serinales; Metschnikowiaceae.